UGCACCUGUCCAAAUGAACCGAAGAGCCAUUUUGUUGUGCAAGCUAGCCGUUUGGGCAAAAGAAAACAAAAACAAAAAGAAAGAAAUCGUCCCCCUUGUCAGCAUGAAUAACACGGACUGGUGACACAAACCCUAAUCAUUACGCGGCUUCGAUUUAGUUUUGCUAGCUCAAGAUGUUGAAAUUUAACCAACUCAUCAAACGUUUUGUGGAUUAGCACUGAUGCUAAUGCGUUGCGGCUACUACCUCAAGUAUGCUACAGUUACAGAAGCACACUGUUGGCUAGCUAGCUGCUCUUUAUUGUUUUAUUUGCUUGAGCGACCUAACAUUACUCAGGGUUUUCUCGCAGAUGUUCUGUAUGAAGACCGUGGCAUAUUUUCUCAUAACCGAAGAUACGUGGUUCAAGGAAUACGCUUUAUAUGGUAACUAGACGGCUGGGCAUUCAAAGGAAAAACUUGGCAAAAACACUUGGAAGGAGCAAACGUUAAGCUUUAGAGCUAAUCUGAUCAUGGCCGAAGACACCAGACAGGAGAAGAGGGCCAACUUCUCGGCUUUAACGGACACCAACGGGAUGACCAGGACAUCCUCCAUGUCUUCUGGAAAAUCUGGCACUUCCAAGAAAUUAGUAAUAAAAAAUUUGAAAGAUCGGCCCAAAUUAUCCGAGAACUACACUGAGGACACUUGGUUGAAACUGCGAGAUGCAGUCAGUGCCAUCCAGAACAGCACAUCCAUCAAGUACAGCCUUGAAGAGCUCUAUCAGGCUGUGGAGAACCUGUGUUCGUAUAAAGUCUCGCCCACAUUGUACAAGCAACUACGGCAGGUAUGCGAGGAUCACGUGCAGGCCCAGAUCUACCAGUUCAGAGAAGAGUCUAUGGACAACCUUUCUUUCCUGAAGAGGAUGAAUCGCUGCUGGCUGGAUCACUGCCGGCAAACUAUCAUGAUUCGAAGCAUCUUUCUCUUCCUGGAUCGCACGUAUGUGCUGCAAAGCUCCUUGCUCCCCUCCAUCUGGGAUACCGGGCUGGAAUUGUUCCGUAUCCACAUCGUAAGUGACAGCGUUGUCCAGAACCGUACCGUCGAAGGCAUUUUGGAGCAGAUCGAACUGGAGCGCAACGGCGAGACAGCUGACCGCAGUUUGUUGAGAAGCUUGCUGGGAAUGCUUUCACACCUCCAGGUCUAUAAAGUGGCUUUUGAAGAGCGAUUUUUGUCUGAAACAAAUCGCUUGUACGCUGCGGAGGGACAGCGUUUGAUGCAAGACAGAGACGUGCCCGAGUACCUGCACCAUGUGGCUCGUCGGUUGGAGGAGGAGAACGAUCGCGUCGUGAGCUACCUGGACCUGAGCACCCAGAAGCCUCUCAUUAACUGCGUUGAAAAACAACUUUUAGGAGAGCACAUGUCCACAAUACUGCAAAAGGGAUCGAGCAUUCUUUUGGACGGGAACCGUGUGACGGAGCUGGCCCUCCUUUACCAACUGUUCAGCAAGGUGAAGGACGGACUGUCCACUUUGCUGCAGUUUUGGAGGGACUACAUCAAGACCUUUGGCGAAGAGAUUGUUUGUACACCGGAGAAAGACAAGGACAUGGUACAAGAGCUGCUGGACUUCAAGGACAAGAUGGACAAUGUGGCUCAGAGCUGCUUUGCACGGAGCGAAGGCUUCAUCAAUGCCAUGAAGGAGGCCUUUGAGACGUUUAUCAACAAAAGGCCUAACAAACCCGCAGAACUCAUCGCUAAAUACGUGGAUUCGAAGCUAAGAGCCGGUAACAAAGAGGCAACAGAGGAAGAGCUGGAGAGAAUUCUCGACAAGAUCAUGAUCAUAUUCCGCUUCAUUCACGGAAAAGAUGUCUUUGAAGCGUUUUACAAGAAAGACUUGGCCAAGCGUCUGCUGGUUGGCAAGAGUGCUUCUGUCGAUGCUGAAAAGUCAAUGCUGUCCAAGCUGAAACACGAAUGCGGAGCAGCAUUUACCAGUAAGCUAGAAGGGAUGUUUAAGGACAUGGAACUCUCCAAAGACAUUAUGAUCCAGUUCAAGCAGUACACGCAAAACCAGAGCGAGCCAAGCAACAUUGAACUAACCGUCAACAUCCUGACCAUGGGCUACUGGCCUUCGUACUUGCCCAUGGAAGUCCACUUGCCCUCAGAAAUGGUAAAACUCCAGGAAGUGUUUAAGCUGUUCUACUUGGGAAAGCACAGCGGGAGAAAACUGCAGUGGCAGCCCACACUCGGCCACGCUGUGCUGAAGGCAGAGUUUAAAGAAGGAAGGAAGGAGCUGCAGGUCUCCCUGUUCCAGACGUUAGUGCUGCUGAUGUUCAACGAGGGUGAAGAAUUCAGCAUGGAGGAGAUCGGUACUGCCACGGGUAUAGAGGAGGGCGAGCUCAAACGUACAUUGCAGUCCCUGGCCUGUGGAAAAGCCCGCGUCCUCAAUAAGAUUCCACGGGGGAAAGACGUGGAGGACGGAGACCGUUUCAGUUUCAAUAACGAUUUUAAACACAAACUUUUCCGCAUCAAGAUCAACCAGAUCCAAAUGAAAGAAACCGUAGAGGAGCAGGUCAGCACCACAGAGCGGGUGUUUCAAGACCGGCAGUAUCAGAUUGAUGCCGCUGUGGUACGCAUCAUGAAGAUGAGAAAGACUCUGAGUCACAACUUACUCGUGUCGGAGCUCUACAACCAGUUGAAGUUCCCCGUCAAGCCUGGCGACUUGAAAAAGCGUAUCGAGUCCCUCAUCGACAGAGACUACAUGGAGCGGGACAAGGAGAGUCCGAACCAGUACCACUAUGUCGCCUGAGGGGAGGGCGGCAGCACUACAAAGCCAUGUAUUCGUUAAGUGUACGUACGGCUGGCCCCACCAUCCUUCAGCCACCAAGUUUCUUCUUGGUGCCACGAUAUUGGGCGCAGCAUCCAGAUGAUUUAUUGAUCCCGAGUCCAGACUUGCCUGGGUUUUGUCCCACAUGCCAUGGCUCUGGAGUUAAGUCUGAGAGGAGGCUGCAGGUGUCCAAACAAAAGACAAGCACUUUCUUUUCACUUUGCUUUGUUUUACUGCUGUGGGAGGGGAUGGUUCGUUUGUUUUUCCCCUCUAUUGCUUUGCUCUGAAAUCAUUUUGAGCGUGAUAUUUUUUUUUUUUGGGAGGGGUAGGUGUUUUAUUUUGCUUGUUUAAGUUCUUCCCCAAGACCCCCGCCCUCCUCAUAAAGUUUGUAAAAUUCGAUUGUUAUGUUUGUGGCUGAUGACAAUGCAGGUGAACUACUUUGGACUAUUUUUGAGGGUAUCUUGUUCGUUUAUUCAAAUUGCUCUAGUGUCACGUGCUGGUUUUUUUCCCCCCAUUUGAAAUUAUUAGGUUGUUUUCAAUGUUACAAUGACAAAAGUAAAUAAAAGCACAUUUAAUGAA
This is a messenger RNA of Syngnathus acus (greater pipefish), 3371 nucleotides long. It is a transcript of the gene cul4a, whose product is annotated as cullin 4A. Gene Ontology annotation, molecular function: ubiquitin protein ligase binding. Gene Ontology annotation, biological process: ubiquitin-dependent protein catabolic process; protein ubiquitination; DNA damage response. The transcript is spliced from 20 exons. Gene Ontology annotation, cellular component: Cul4A-RING E3 ubiquitin ligase complex. NCBI's taxonomy places the organism in Eukaryota, Metazoa, Chordata, Actinopteri, Syngnathiformes, Syngnathidae. The record is from RefSeq and is a predicted model, not a curated record. Bases 507 to 2774 code for a protein of 755 amino acids.